AUUACAAUGAGUGAAAGUAGGUAAAACCUGUAAAGCCAAUUUGAAUACUUUUUGCUGAUAACUCUUUUAGUUAUAAAAAUUUUACAAAGCCCUGCAUUUAUUAAAUUGCUUGCUGAAUCCAUUAUAAAAAAGGAUUGUCCUAAUUUCAGUUUUGUUCAAUUAGAAAUUUUGGGUAGUGGUUCUUAUUUUGUUCUUUAUAUGGCUCAAUCACGUUCAAUCCUUUUGGAGAUUCAGUCAGACAUUACAAAAAUUUCGAUGAAAAAAUCAGUUGAAAAAUGCUUGGAAAUAUCCUACCGCUUUGACAUUGAGCCUUCGCUUGUUAUUCUUUGUACUGAUAAGAUCUCCUCGUCAGUAAGAUCACUACUAUCACCCACUUUGGAAAAUUCUCAUAGACAGACGUUCAAGAGUACUGUGUGGGCGGAAAGUUGCCUAAUUAUCCUCAAAAAUGCAAUUAACUUUAGUGAAGACGAACCAAACAAACUUGACCCGUUGGUAGUAUUUGCGAUCUAUUUUUCUGAUGAUGAAAUGCAGAAACAAAAGCUGCGAGAUAUUGGCAAUCCCAUUAUAAGGGAUAUAAUCAAAGAUUAGUAAAUAAUAGCUAAAGUUCACCCACAAUUAGAUUAAACCUGCCUAUCCUUUAAACGGUUUUGCGUUUAAAUAUGAAUGCAAGCUUAUUAGUUUCUGAGCCUUUUAUUAUUUCAUGGGUAUUUUACUUUCUUUAUCCAAAUUGGUCCUUCUUGAGUGCCGCUCAUCAGUUAUAGACUUGCCGCGAUCUGACGUUACUUAAUAGACAUUUUACUUCUACUCAACAUAAUAUAACAAUCUACACAUAUAAAAUAUAAUUCAUAAAAAUACACAUCACCUUCUAACAAGCACAUAAUGACUC
Mucor mucedo is the source of this 886-nucleotide messenger RNA. RefSeq lists its product as uncharacterized. The record is from RefSeq and is a predicted model, not a curated record. The coding region runs from base 199 to 588 and encodes 129 amino acids. The transcript has a single exon. Lineage: Eukaryota; Fungi; Mucoromycota; Mucoromycetes; Mucorales; Mucoraceae.